This is a messenger RNA of Chaetura pelagica (chimney swift), 3299 nucleotides long. It is a transcript of the gene TACC2, whose product is annotated as transforming, acidic coiled-coil containing protein 2. Bases 1067 to 2800 code for a protein of 577 amino acids. The transcript is spliced from 14 exons. Gene Ontology annotation, cellular component: cytoplasm. The record is from RefSeq and is a predicted model, not a curated record. Gene Ontology annotation, biological process: cerebral cortex development; mitotic spindle organization; cell population proliferation. Lineage: Eukaryota; Metazoa; Chordata; Aves; Apodiformes; Apodidae.
UGACUCUGAAGAAGCAUUUGAGACCCCGGAGUCCACUACACCAGUAAAGGCACCACCUUCACCUCCACAGCCACCCCCUGAAGUGGCAGCAGCAGUUGCAGCAGAUACUGCAGAACAAGAGAUAAAACCCCAGCUGCCCUUGGAAGACACAGGAUUAUCUUCAGAAACUGUUCCUGUAACUGAUGUGCCACACAGUGAACCAGUUGAAGAAAGCCCUUUUCGCCCCCCUCCCCAUUCUUUCUCCACUGUCUUCGAUGAGGACAAGCCAAUAGCCAGCAGUGGGACCUACAACUUGGACUUUGAUAACAUUGAGUUUGUGGAUUCUCUCCAUGCCUUAGGACCCAGCUCUCCAGAGUCAAAGAAUCGUGAUCCCAAAGCAAAUGUUCGAAGAAAAUCUACCGAUUCAGUCCCAGUUUCCAAAUCUACGUUGUCUCGAUCUCUCAGCUUGCAAGCAAGUGAUUUUGAUGGAGCAUCUUAUCUGGGCAAUAGUGAGACGUUAGCACCAGCAGCAGAUGUGUAUGGUACUGGCUCAAGUAGUGCUUCCAGUACCCUCAAGAGAACAAAGAAAUCCAGACCAGCUUCCUUAAAAAAGAAGCAGUCGGCAAAAAAGUCUCUGGAUGCUCCACCAGUGAAGGAAACACCACAGGAACCAUCUGACCUUGGCCAAGCAGGUGAGGAUAAACCAGUAUUGGAAGCAAAGGUUGACUCAGUAAAGCUCGAAUGUACUGAACCUUCUAAAAUCUCUGCUGAGAAACAGGAGGCCCCACCCGUGCCUGAAGGAUCCAGCCCUUUGGAUCCAGACAGUAUUGAAGGGAUCAGUGCGUUUAGCACUGGAGGCAGCAAAGUACAAAACUCUCCCCCUGCCAGUAGGAAAACGCUACCUCUUACAACGGCACCAGAGGCUGGGGAGGUGACUCCUCCAGACACUGGAGGACCAGAAGACCCUCCAGUCAAAGGCAUUGCAGUGAGGCUGGAGUUUGAUUAUUCUGAAGAAAAAGGGGUGAGUGAGGACCAGCAGGAGAGCACUCCUCCUCCCAAAAGAGCAGGGAAAAAGCCUGGUGCUAAAAUGCCGCUACGGAGGCCAAAGACUAAAAAAUCAGUGGAAAAGCUUGACAAUGCUCCAACCACACCAACCAAGUCCCCCACUGAUCCAAACGAAAUCCCUAUCACAAAAGGCUCUUACACUUUUGAUAUUGACAAGUGGGAUGAUCCCAAAUUUAACCCCUUCUCAUCUAGUACAAAAAUGCAAGAAUCGCCCAAACUGCCUCAACAAACGUACAGUUUUGAGCCAGAGAUGUGUGAGGACUCUAUUGACCCUUUCAAGACAUCUUCUAAGAUACCCAACUCACCCUCCAAAUCUCCAGCUUCCUUUGAGAUACCAGCCAAUGCCAAUGAAACAAAUGGAACUGAAGGAGACAACUUGAAUAAACCUGCAAAAAAGAAGAAGACGCCACUAAAAACUGAUACAUUUAGGGUGAAAAAAUCACCAAAAAGAUCCCCACUAUCUGAUCCUCCUUCUCAGGAUCCCACUCCACUGCCCACUCCAGAAACACCUCCUGUCAUAUCCACGGUGGUUCAUGCCACAGAUGAGGAGAAACUGGCAUCUUCAGUGACCAGUCAGAAAUGGACCUGCAUGACUGUGGACCUGAACACGGAUAAACAGGAUUACCCACAACCAUCUGACCUGUCUACGUUUGUCAAUGAGACCAAAUUCAGCUCUCCCACAGAGGAGUUGGAAUAUGGCAACUCAUAUGAAAUAGAAUAUAUGGAGAAAAUAGGCUCCUCUGUGCCUCAGGAUGACAACACCCCAAAGAAACAAUCUUUAUACCUAAUGUUUGAUGCUCAGCAGGAGAGCCCUGUCAAAUCACCUCCCAUCAGACUGUCUGAUUCCACAACUCCGUGCUCAGGGUCAAGUUAUGAAGACCCUGAAGCCCAGCAAUCCUCUGGAAUGAAAAUACAACAUCCAGCUUCCAGAGUUCUAGCUGCCAGCCAAGAGGCACAUUUACAGUCACCUGACAAGUCAAAGCAGAAGGACCUCGAGCCCAUGACCCUAGGGACAACUCCAGAGGCUAUUGAAAUAAGAGAUGCUGCUAUCCCAGCAGAUGUUCCCAUCUCUAAAAGUGCACUGUACUCCCGGAUGGGCGCCUCGGAUGCAGAAGGCACCACGGGGCUCCUCUACCCCCAGCAAGACUUGGACUCUGCGCUGCGACUCGCCCGAGCUGAGAUUGUUGCCAAGGAAAGAGAAGUAUCUGAGUGGAAAGAGAAAUAUGAAGAAAGCAGAAGGGAAGUAAUGGAAAUGAGGAAAAUAGUUUCAGAGUAUGAGAAGACGAUUGCUCAGAUGAUAGAGGAUGAACAGAGAGAGAAAUCUGUCUCCCAUCACACUGUUCAGCAGCUGAUAGUGGAGAAGGAACAAGCUCUGGCAGAUCUGAACUCAGUGGAGAAAUCACUGGCAGAUCUUUUCAGGAGAUAUGAAAAAAUGAAAGAAGUAUUGGAAGGGUUUCGGAAGAAUGAAGAAGUGUUAAAGAAAUGCGCGCAGGAAUAUUUAUCACGAGUGAAGAAGGAAGAGCAGAGGUAUCAAGCACUCAAAAUUCACGCUGAGGAAAAACUGGACAGAGCCAAUGCUGAAAUUGCACAAGUGAGAGGCAAGGCUCAGCAAGAGCAAGCAGCGUAUCAGGCCAGCCUUCGUAAGGAGCAGCUCAAAGUGGAUGCAUUGGAAAGAACACUGGAACAAAAGAAUAAAGAGAUAGAAGAAUUAACAAAGAUUUGUGAUGAACUGAUUGCCAAGAUGGGGAAAAGCUAACUUUGAACCAAAUUUCUGGACUUCAAUACUGAGUGCAAUAUGACCAUUGGCACACUGAUGUCCAUACAUUUAUGUGGACAGGUUAUAUUUUCACUUUUUCGUAUGCACUACUGUAUUUUCUUUCUAAAUAAAGCUGAUUUAAUUGUAUGCAGUACUAAGAUGACUAUCAGAAUUUCUUGCUAUUGUUUGCAUUUUCAUAGUAUAAUUCAUAGCAAGUUGAUCUCAAAAGUUCCUGUAUCAGGGAGAUUGUCAAGUUCUCUAAGAAAUUACAAAUUGCUGAUCCUAGCCUUCCCUUUGUACAUGAGUUCCCAUGUUGGAUGUCUUUUGGAUUUAAUAUAAACAUGUAUUACUUGCAUGGGGACUCUUGCCUUAAGGAGUGUAAACUUUAUCUGCAUUUGCUGAUUUGUAAAAUAAAAUAUAAAAUGGAAAAAAAAAAAAAGAAAAUGCAUGUCACAGAUGAAAUUCUCUAUUGUAAAUAAAUUUUUUCGUUGGAAGUUGA